AUCAUCUUCUUCUUCUUCGUUUUCAAUUCUGAUUCUUACCCUUUUCUUAUCUUCCUCAUUCUGUAGAAUACCCUUCAGCUGCUGACUCUGCUGACUCUUAGUUUUUUCUUAAUUUUAUAUUCAUGAUCCUAGGCCAAGUCCUGGAGUGUUGCAUCUGUGCUCAACUUACCGUUUCUUUCUUGCUGCCUCUUUUUUCAUAUAAUGAAGGCAAAUCUACCAGUAUCAUUUGCUGGUAAUGGUCAUGCUCAAACUUUUAAUGCACCAGAUGAUUUGCCGAAGACUGUUAUGAGAACACUGAAUCAAGGAUCAAAUCCAAUGAGCAUGGAUUUCCAUCCGAUCCAACAAACUCUGCUUCUUGUUGGCACAGAUGUGGGCGAAAUAGGGUUGUGGGAAGUUGGAUCUAGGGAGAGACUUGUUUCAAAGAAUUUCAAAGUCUGGCAUCUCAAUGCAUGUUCAAUGCCUUCACAGGCAGCUCUAGUUACUGAGCCUGAUGUAUCGGUCAACCGUGUUAUUUGGAGCCCUGAUGGUUCUUUACUUGGUGUUGCCUAUUCAAGGCACAUUGUUCAAAUAUACUCCUACCAUGGUGGUGAUGACAUGCGACAGCACCUGGAGAUUGAUGCUCAUGUCGGUGGAGUUAAUGAUCUAGGAUUCUGCAAUCCCAAUAAUCAACUUUGUGUCAUAACAUGUGGUGAUGACAAGACCAUUAAAGUCUGGGAUGCUGGCAAUGGUGCAAGACAAUAUACAUUUGCAGGCCACGAGGCUCCUGUUUUCUCUGUUUGCCCUUACUACAAGGAAAAUAUUCAGGUUUGCCCUCACUACAAGGAAGAUAUUCAGUACUUCUUCUCAGCAUCUAUUGAUGGAAGGGUAAAGAUAUGGCAAUGUGAUAAUAUGCGCUCACGAGUUGAUUUUGAAGCUCCUGGACGUUGGUGCACAACCAUGGCUUACAGUGCAGAUGGUACGAGGAUCUUCUCAUGUGGGACAAGUAAAAAUGGAGAGUCUUAUAUUGUUGAGUGGAGCGGAGGAAAUGUUCAGAGAACUUAUCGAGGGUUCCGCAACCGAUCUCUAGGUGUUGUACAAUUCGAUACGACUAAAAAUCGAUUUUUGGCUGCUGGUGAUAAUUUCUCCAUUAAAUUUUGGGAUAUGGACAAUGUUCAACUUCUAACAACCGUUGAUGCUGAUGGGGGGCUCCCAGCAUGCCCUCGCAUCCGCUUUAAUAAGGAUGGCACACUUUUAGCUGUUUCUGGCAAUGAGAAUGGAAUUAAAAUCUUGGCCAAUGUGGAUGGAAUGAGGCUGUUAAGAACAUUUGAUAGUCUUUCAAAUGACCUGCUACAACAUCUGAGGCUGGGACAGAGUUAGUUUGAUUGUAUGUCUAUUUGACGUGACUCAUCACCAUGAGUAAGUUAUGUACUCUUGUUCAUGAGGUCUUUUUAUUUGCAUUGGUGUGAAUAAUCUGGAUAAUCGAUGUAAUCAGGCAACCAUCUUGGGGACUUGAGCAAAUUGGAGCAUGUAAAUUACCCUUUUCCAUAUAGGGUAAGUGCAUGAGUAGUUUUAAGGGUUGAUUUUAGGACUUGAAUAAUGAAGUUAUACUCUCUGGCUAAUCCAAGAAGGACUUGGUUUAUGAUUGAAUCAUAAAUAUAUGGUUAUAUAAUGAUUAUCGGGAUUUAAAGUGUAAGAUGUAAUUAAAAAGGUAAAACAAAUAUUUAUUUUAGCUUUAA
Molecule: messenger RNA, 1715 nt
Organism: Cucumis sativus (cucumber)
Lineage: Eukaryota; Viridiplantae; Streptophyta; Magnoliopsida; Cucurbitales; Cucurbitaceae
Product: protein TOPLESS
Exons: 9
Coding region: 202-1356 (384 amino acids)
Biological process (GO): regulation of DNA-templated transcription
Molecular function (GO): protein binding
Source: RefSeq, a predicted model, not a curated record